Molecule: messenger RNA, 1670 nt
Organism: Venturia canescens
Lineage: Eukaryota; Metazoa; Arthropoda; Insecta; Hymenoptera; Ichneumonidae
Exons: 5
Coding region: 171-926 (251 amino acids)
Source: RefSeq, a predicted model, not a curated record
CUUCAGCUCUCGAUUGACCUUGGAAAUAAAGUGACACUCGCUUGUUUUUCACACUUCACCGCGACUGUUCGGUCGCUGACAAAACAUGGCCGUCAUACGUGACACGAUCCAAUGAAACUCUAUUUUUCGAAUAAAUUUCAAGAUUUUUUUCCUCACUCGACGUGGCAAAUAUGAUUUUCAAACGGAAAAAAAGUACUCACUCGGCAACGCUCCUCGGAGAUCGUCCUGAUGGGAAAAUCAGCUCAAAAGCAGAAACUUUGUACAUCGGGAUUAUGUGCUUUGCUGCUGCUUGUUUGAGUUUUAUCACCCUCGAAGUGGGCACUCGAUUCUCACUGGGACAAUCAGUUGCAAAAUCGGCCACUUUUCAUGCCAUUUUUCGUCGGAAUUACAGCAUGAAAAUAAAAAUAAUGAUAACUAACGUCGUUAUGGGAUUAAUAACGACGAUAAUGUUAGCCCUUGGCGAUCUCUAUCGUAUACCAUAUCUUCACAUGCCAUGGCUGAUAAACACCAUGAGAGGAAUGCUGUUUCACGAAGGCCCAGCACUUUUCGGUUUGACGAAUGUUUGGCUACCGAACGCUGGAGUCUCAACGGGAGCUUUUAUGUUCAUAACGUUUUUACUCUUCGUGGAAGAGCUUUGUCUGUGGUUCGAUGUGUUUGGGAGCUUGAAAAGUUGUUGGACUGAAUACACGAAUCGUAAGACUGAAUUAUCGACGGACGACAACAGGAAAACCUGUCUUACCGACGAGAAGGUUCCCAAGCAGACAGCAACCGAGUCGAGGCUCGUCAACGACAGGAAUUUCGAAUCGAUUGUUAAACCCACGAGUAUCCUUGUCGGUGCUGCUUCUACUUUUUCGAAUACGAGACUCAGGCCGACCCUAAAUUCGAGUAACAUUAAACAUGAUGCUAGUGAAAAAACAAAUUUUUAGAAGCUUUCGGAAUUCACGAUGGAUGUUCGGCCGGAAACAAUGGCAGAAAUUCCGAACUGUGUGUAACUUGUGUUUACAAGAGGAAAACGAAAUUCGAGAAUUUUUAUUUGUUAAAAACUCUAUUUUCGAUGAAUUAUUUUGAGAAAAAAAUUCCAAAAAUAGUUCUUGGGAUUAACGAAUACGCAAAAUUGUAAAAUUACUAUUUGAAAUUCGCGGGUUUUUUUCGCGCCAAAUGCGAUGCCGGAACCGGUGUUUAUUCGUCGAUUUGAAAACGAAUCACGUUCCAGUUCUUGCGCACGCGUAGUGAGAAGAGCAAUGUUUUUCUUUUUGAUUCUCGUUCUCGCACACAACCAAGGAGCUUCGAAGGGCUUUGGCAUUCGUCGGCGCACCGUUCGCAACUGGAUUCGACCGCGUUACGAGCAAAUAUAUUUUGCACUACAAUCGAAAUAUUGGUGGGGAGCUCCUACUCUUCUCGGCACACACAGAGACAUUCACACGAACAGAACAGAUUAACGGUCGUUCGGAGACGCCACACACGCAGUAUACCGUCGAUAUACAUCACGACUUACAAUUGACGCUGUGCGCGCGAAAAAAAGACACUGUUUUCGUUUUCUCCUGCUAGUUGGACGAGCGGCAGAGUUCAGCAUAAAUUGACCCUUUCAAAAAACCCUUCGACACGUAAUUGUACGAAAAAACCAGUUAACGAAACUCUUCGUCGUUAAGUAAAAACGUUAUUUUAACUUC